Messenger RNA from Anopheles coustani, 1007 nucleotides. It is a transcript of the gene mms4, whose product is annotated as crossover junction endonuclease EME1. Gene Ontology annotation, biological process: replication fork processing; mitotic intra-S DNA damage checkpoint signaling; double-strand break repair. NCBI's taxonomy places the organism in Eukaryota, Metazoa, Arthropoda, Insecta, Diptera, Culicidae. The transcript has a single exon. Gene Ontology annotation, cellular component: Holliday junction resolvase complex; nucleus. Bases 14 to 952 code for a protein of 312 amino acids. The record is from RefSeq and is a predicted model, not a curated record. Gene Ontology annotation, molecular function: DNA binding; nuclease activity.
GAAAACCGACCAUAUGUUGACCACUCAAUCGAAUCCAGAUCGUCUCAAAAGACUCGCUAUCAACGAGGAGCAACGAAACAUUAAGCCAGGAAAUUGUAACAAGUUCCUGCAUGUUACGAUCGAUCCAGAGUUCCUGAAGGAAUCAUACGGUGCCCAAGUUUUACCCAAGCUAACCGAGCUGGGAUGCAAGUACGAAAUAAAACCGCAACCCUGCGCAUCCACCGUUACAUUCUACCGGACAAUACCCACCAAGCUGAUCGGCGAUGGAGCGAUGACGGAGAAAACAGCUAACGAACCUUUCGUGGUACAUUUGCUCGAUGGUGGUUCGUUUGUGGCGUACGUGCGGAAUCAUCAACUGCUCGCAGUAGUACGCUCUCUAAAGGAACUGUUUCCGGGCCGGCGACUAAGUUUGCUAGUGUUCGGUUUGGUGAGCUAUUGUCGCGUCCACCGGGGAUGCGUGGGACGUCGCGAAACCGAACAUGCCCUAACGGAAGUUCAACUGUACGAAGAUGUGUCUCACCAACUGCUGGAAACGGACGAACAGGUGGCCAACUUUGUCGCCCAGCUAGCAAGAAGCAUCGCCGAGCGGCCCUACAAGCAGCAACAGAUGGACAAGUACAGCAGCGAUCAACUGUACCUUGGGAACGAGAAGAAAGGAUGCGUACGGGUAGAAGGGACGGCCGGAUUGCAGCAGCUUUAUCAGGCACAGCUCAUCAAGAUACCGUCGGUCACGCUGGAAGUAGCGGAAGCGAUCAUGAGUGUGUAUCCAACGUUGUACGAUCUGCUUCAAGCGUACCGGAACGCUGACCAGGACGCGCCAAACUUGCUGGCGAAUAUUUCCAUCCGCAGGGCCGGUGGGCCUGUCACAACGAGCAAUAGGAAAAUAGGGCCAGAGUUGAGCAAAAAGAUUUAUUUGUUGUAUAACUCAACGAAUGGUAAACAGGAGCUUUGAGAGACUAUUUGUUUUUCUUUAAGGACGAAUAAUAUAUUUCUCAAAAGAAUUAAAU